ACACCUCCCUCUUCGCUCUAUCCAUCCCGCUGAGACAGCAGCCCAGAACAGCAGUCGCGACUACGAUCACUUCACAUCACAUCACACAACAUGGCAGACUUCGAGAACAUCGCGAAGCAAUUCGUCGAGUUCUACUACAAGACCUUUGACAGCGAUCGCUCUCAACUCAGCGCCCUCUACCAAAAUGACUCCAUGCUCACAUUCGAGGCCGCACCCUGCCAGGGAACUGCGCAAAUCGUCGAGAAGCUGCAAGCUCUUCCAUUCGCCAAGGUCGAACACCAAGUCGCGACACUCGAUGCUCAGCCAAGUGAUCAGGCCGGCGGCAUUCUGGUCAUCGUGAGCGGCGCGUUGUUGGUCGAGGAGGAGAAGCGCCCCAUGAGCUACGUCCAGACCUUCCAGCUGAAGCCCAAUGGCCAGGGUAGCUACUACGUCUUCAACGAUGUGUUCCGUCUCGUAUACCCAUCCAGCGGUUGAGUGUGAAAAGAGAUAGAGGGCAUACCCGGGGAGCGUCAGGCAGAAAUGGGAUGAGAAGAGCGAGAUCGGGACAUGGACGAGACUCGGUUGGAGCAUGGCACUUGGGGGCGUUCAAGAAGUCUAAAGGACGAUUUGACCAAAACGCUGGUCUGGCCGGCGAUGGGUAUCGACUGCGCGAUCCAUCGUCGUGGAGCCCAGU
Molecule: messenger RNA, 673 nt
Organism: Zymoseptoria tritici IPO323
Lineage: Eukaryota; Fungi; Ascomycota; Dothideomycetes; Mycosphaerellales; Mycosphaerellaceae
Product: nuclear transport factor 2
Exons: 5
Coding region: 91-474 (127 amino acids)
Biological process (GO): protein import into nucleus
Cellular component (GO): nuclear pore central transport channel
Source: RefSeq, a predicted model, not a curated record